This is a messenger RNA of Phyllostomus discolor (pale spear-nosed bat), 3940 nucleotides long. RefSeq names its product AE binding protein 1 (gene AEBP1). Lineage: Eukaryota; Metazoa; Chordata; Mammalia; Chiroptera; Phyllostomidae. The coding region runs from base 239 to 3688 and encodes 1149 amino acids. The record is from RefSeq and is a predicted model, not a curated record. Gene Ontology annotation, biological process: negative regulation of transcription by RNA polymerase II; proteolysis. The transcript has 21 exons. Gene Ontology annotation, molecular function: zinc ion binding; RNA polymerase II transcription regulatory region sequence-specific DNA binding; metallocarboxypeptidase activity.
ACGCCACGCGGGGCCGGAGCUCCCAGCCGCCGCAGCGCCUCGGAAUCUCUAGCCACCUCUGCGUCCCCACCGACCCCUAAGCCACUGCUGGGACCGGAGCCCCUGCCGCCCCACCCCGGAUUCCUCCCGCGCCUCACCCCGGAGCCCUCCGCGCCCCACCCCGGCUUCCUCCCGCGCCCCUCCCCAUCCCCGCCCCCAUCCCGGCCUCUGCCCCCUACCCCCCACGCGUGUCGCUGCCAUGGCGGCUGUGCGGGGGGUGCCCCUGCUCGGCCUCCUCCUGGCGCUGCUGGCGCUGUGCCCUGGGGGGCGCCCGCAGACGGUGCUGACGGACGACGAGAUCGAGGAGUUCCUCGAGGGCUUCCUGUCUGAGCUGGAGCUCGAGCCCCGGGAGGACGACUUGGAGCCCCCUCCGCCCCCUGAGCCCACCCCGCGCGACCGCAAAGCCCAGGCCGGGGGCAAGCCGGGGGCGCGCCUAGGGGUGGCCGGAGAGGCACCUCCAGAAAAGGCCAAAGACAAGGGGAAGAAAGGGAAGAAGGACAAAGGCCCCAAGGCGACCAAGAAGCUGCCAGAGGGGUCCCCCAGGCCACCCAAGAAGCCCAAGGAAAAGCCGCCCAAGGCCACUAAGAAGCCCAAGGAAAAGCCACCCAAGGCCACUAAGAAGCCCAAGGAAAAGCCACCCAAGGCCACCAAGAAGCCCAAGGAGAAGCCCCCCAAGGCCACUAAGAGGCCCCCAGCUGGGAAGAGGCCUCCCACUGCAGCCCCCUCAGGAGCCCCGUGGUGGCCACUGCCCCCACCCCUGAGCCCCGGCCCCAAGGAACUGCCGCAGGAGGAAGGUGGGGCCCUCCCGAGUCCCUGGCAGGGGCCAAGAGGUGAGGCCCAUGCGGAGCGCCAGCCUGAGCCAGAGGAGGAGACCGAGCCGCCCACGCUGGACUACAACGACCAGAUCGAGAGGGAAGACUACGAGGACUUUGAGUACAUCCGGCGCCAGAAGCCGCCCAGACCGCCCCCCAGCAGGAGGAGGCCCGAGAGGCCCUGGCCUGAGCACCCCGAGGAGAAGACCAAGCCCCGGGGGCAGGGGGUGGCGGCCCCAGAGGAGAAGGAAAGGACCGAGCCGCCUUUGAAGCCCCUGCCGCCCCUGCCGCCCCCCGACUACGGGGGUGGCUACGUGAUCCCCGACUACGACAGCAUGGACUAUUACUUCCGGCCGCCCAAACCCCAGAAGCCGGACGCUGGGCUGGAGACCGAUGAAGAGAAGGAGGAGCUGAAGAAACCCAAAAAGGAGGGCGGCAGCCCCAAGGAGGAGGAGACGGAGGACAGAUGGACGCUGGAGAAGGGCAAAGACCACAAAGGGCCCCGGAAGGGCGAGGAGACAGAGUGGGCUCCAGCCGAGAAAAUCAAGUGCCCCCCCAUUGGGAUGGAGUCGCACCGCAUCGAGGACAACCAGAUCCGGGCCUCCUCCAUGCUGCGCCACGGCCUGGGCGCCCAGCGCGGCCGGCUCAACAUGCAGGCCGGCGCCGUCGAGGACGACUACUACGACGGGGCCUGGUGCGCUGAGGACGAGGCGCAGAGCCAGUGGAUCGAGGUGGACACCAGGAGGACCACCAGGUUCACGGGCGUCAUCACCCAGGGCCGCGACUCCAGCGUCCAUGACGACUUCGUGACCUCCUUCUUCGUGGGCUUCAGCAACGACAGCCAGACGUGGACGAUGUACACCAAUGGCUACGAGGAAAUGACCUUCCACGGGAACGUAGACAAGGACACGCCGGUGCUGAGCGAGCUGCCGGAGCCGGUGGUAGCCCGCUUCAUCCGCUUGUACCCCCUCACCUGGAAUGGCAGCCAGUGCAUGCGCCUGGAGGUGCUGGGCUGCCCCGUGUCCCCCGUCCACAGCUACUACACCCAGAACGAGGUGGUCACCACCGACAACCUGGACUUCCGGCACCACAGCUACAAGGACAUGCGCCAGCUGAUGAAGGUGGUAAACGAGGAGUGCCCCACCAUCACCCGCACGUACAGCCUGGGGAAGAGCUCCCGGGGGCUGAAGAUCUACGCCAUGGAGAUCUCCGACAACCCUGGGGAUCAUGAGCUGGGGGAGCCGGAGUUCCGCUAUACAGCUGGGAUCCAUGGUAACGAGGUCCUGGGCCGAGAGCUGCUGCUGCUGCUCAUGCAGUACCUGUGCCGCGAGUACCGCAACGGGAACCCCCGUGUGCGCAGCCUGGUGCAUGACACACGCAUCCACCUGGUGCCCUCACUGAACCCCGAUGGCUACGAGGUGGCAGCACAGAUGGGCUCGGAGUUUGGGAACUGGGCCCUGGGGCUGUGGACCGAGGAGGGCUUCGACAUCUACGAGGACUUCCCAGAUCUCAACUCGGUGCUCUGGGGAGCUGAGGAGAGGAAAUGGGUCCCUUACCGGGUCCCCAACAACAACCUGCCCAUCCCCGAACGCUACCUCUCCCCGGACGCCACGGUAUCCACAGAGGUCCGGGCCAUCAUCGCCUGGAUGGAGAAGUACCCGUUCGUGCUGGGGGCGAACCUCAACGGCGGCGAGCGGCUUGUGUCCUACCCCUACGACAUGGCACGCACGCCCAACCAGGAGCAGCUGCUGGCCGCCGCCCUGGCGGCCGCCCGCGGGGAGGAUGAGGACGAAGUGUCUGAGGCCCAGGAGACCCCGGACCACGCCAUCUUCCGCUGGCUGGCCAUCUCCUUUGCCUCCACCCACCUUACCAUGACUGAGCCCUACCGGGGAGGGUGCCAGGCUCAGGACCACACCGGGGGCAUGGGCAUCGUCAACGGGGCCAAAUGGAACCCCAGAUCCGGGACCAUCAACGACUUCAGCUACCUGCACACCAACUGCCUGGAGCUGUCCAUCUACCUGGGCUGCGACAAGUUCCCGCACGAGAGCGAGCUUCCCCGAGAAUGGGAGAACAACAAGGAGGCCCUGCUCACCUUCAUGGAGCAGGUUCACCGGGGCAUCAAGGGGGUUGUGACAGAUGAACAAGGCAUCCCUAUUGCCAAUGCCACCAUCUCCGUGAGUGGCGUCAACCACGGUGUGAAGACAGCCAGUGGCGGCGAUUACUGGCGCAUCCUGAACCCGGGGGAGUACCGGGUCACAGCCCAGGCGGAAGGCUACACGCCAAGCGCCAAGACCUGCAACGUGGAUUAUGACAUCGGGGCCACCCAGUGCAACUUCAUCCUGGCCCGCUCCAACUGGAAACGCAUCCGCGAGAUCUUGGCCAUGAACGGGAACCGGCCCAUCCCACGCAUAGACCCUUCACGCCCCAUGACGCCCCAGCAGCGGCGCCUGCAGCAGCGGCGCCUGCAGUAUCGGCUGCGCAUGCGCGAACAGAUGCGGCUCCGCCGCCUCAACGCCACUGCGGAGCCAGCCACCACCUCCGCGGAAACAGCCACCACCUCCACGCUGUCCCCCAUGUUGCUUCCCGCUCCCUCCCUUGCCCCCUCCCCUGCCCCCUCCCCUACCCCCAGCUCCACCCUGGAGCCCUGGCACUUUCUACCUGAGACCACAGCCAACUGGGAGGAGUCUGAGACGGAGACCUACACAGAAGUGGUGACAGAGUUUGGGACCGAGCUGGGGCCCGAGGAGGAGGAAGGGGAAGAGGAAGAGGUGGCCACAGGCCUGGAGUUUCCCUUUACCACAGUCGAGACCUACACAGUGAACUUUGGGGACUUCUGAGAACAGCCCUGAGAAUGCCAGGCCCGUGCCAGGGGCCAUGUCGCUGGGCCAGCCCGGCAGCCAUCCGCAGCUAAGGCCCCUGGUGUGGGUGUGAGUGUCACCGACACCUGAGAGCCAGGGUUGGCCCAGCUGCCGACCUCAGAGAGGACAUACGCUGCUGCCGGGGCGGGGGGGCCGGCGCAGCGAGCCCAAGGGAGACUUCUCCACCUGCCCAAGCCACAAUAAACCAGCUCACGGCACACGUGUCACUGA